GACCGCUUAGCCCUCCCUCGCUUCCCCUCCAUUGUUUGUGGCUGUGGUGGUGAGGGGAUUGACAGGCACCGCAUGCACUGCCGGAGCUGCCCAUGAUUUGGAGUAAUACUGACACAGGGUAAAGGUGUGUUGUGUGUGUGUGUGUGAGAGCACCGCCACUCAGCACAAGAACAGGAUGUGAUGUCAUGCCAGUAGCAGCUCCCGGGUUCUGUCCAGCUUUGUGUUUUCACGAGUGGGGAGUCUCCCCUCCCCACUCCCCCUUUCCGAGAACGGGACAUGUUUGAAGUCAAACCCCGGGGAGUGGAGAAGAAAGAGUCGAGCACAGAGACAGAUGAGGGGCUGGGCAGCAGCGGGAGGAAUUAUGGCUCCGGAUCGCUGGGCUCCUGUUCCGCUGGCUCCGGCUCCGUUUACCUAUCGGACAGUCAGGACUGGGUGGUCUCCCCGAGCUGCUCUCCAGACGAAGGUCCCGGCCACAGCGCCAUCUCCCCCAUGCUGGCCGAGGAGACUUUCCGCUACAUGACAUAUCUUGCUUUGGAACCCCCUUCUUAUUCCCACCCAGGCUCUCAGAGCCUCUCCAAAGUCCUCAGCACUGACCGAGUGGAGCAGAUGACCAAGACGUACAAUGACAUUGAAGUGGUCACACACCUUUUGGCCGAGCGGGACAGAGAUUUGGAGUUGGCAGCUCGGAUCGGUCAGUCACUUCUACAGAGGAACCACCUGCUGCAGGAACGAAAUGAGGCCUUAGAGGAGCAGAUAGCACAGGCUCUGGAUCAGGUUCAUCAGCUGCAACAUGAGCUCAGUAAGAAGGAUGACUUGCUGCGGAUGGUCGCCAGUGCCUCGGAGGAGAGCGAGACCGAUUCCAGCGUGUCCACCCCCAUGCGGCAGCCUCAGCCGCUGGGGGGAACCACGGCCACUGCACUCAGCAAGCUGGAGUCCCUGCAGAGCAAGCUGCAGGAGCUGGAGGAAGAAAACCUGGCAUUGAGGUCUGAGGCUUGUCAACUCAAAAGAGACACCAUCUCCUAUGAGGAGAAGGAGCAGCAGCUAGUGAGCGACUGCGUCAAAGAGCUUCGCGAGUCCAACAGCCAGAUGGUGUCUCUGACCGAAGAGCUGUCUCAGAAGAACGAGGAGCUGCUCAGACAUCAGGAGGAAAUCGCUCAGCUCCUCUCCCAAAUAGUAGAGCUGCAACACAGAGUGAAGGAGUUGGCCCUGGAGAAAGAGGAGCUGAGGAUCCACCUGCAGGCCUCCAAAGAUGCUCAAAGACAGCUCACAGCAGAGCUGAACGAGCUGGCGGAGAGGAAUGCCGAGUGUGUAGAGAUGCUCCAUGAGUCACAGGAGGAGAUUAAAGAGCUGCGCUGUAAAAACAGCCCUUCAACUGGGAUGCGCCGGCACCUUUCCUACGGCCUCUAUCCCAUGGAGUCCUUGGCAGCAGAGAUUGAGGGAACUAUGAGGAAAGAGCUGAGUAUAGAGGAAGAGACCGCCUUUCAGGACCAAAGAAUUUCCCAGAAGCGAGUCUUCCAAACAGUCCGCUCCGUUAAUGCCUCGGUAUCACGGUCAGCUUCAGCAAACUCUCACAUCCCUGGCUCCGGACAGAGCUCUCUAGUGAUGACAGCGCAGCCGUUUCAGUCCACUCAGGGGGAGGAGGAGCGAAUGGGCCAGCCUGGUUGUCCAGGAGGAAACGACCUCAGCAGAGCGCUCCACCGCCUGUCGUUGCGGCGUCAGAACUUCCUGUCUGAGCGACAGUUCUUCCAGGCAGAGCGGGAGAAGAAGGUGCAGACUUUAACAGAAGCAGACGGGGAGGCCAGCGGCUGCAGCUCGCCAAUGGGCAGCGUGCUCUCUUUCUCCAACCUGUCAGAUAUCUCCAUCACCUCCACUGUUUUUAAGACCUUCCUGCCUGAGAAGCUUCAGAUCGUCAAACCCAUGGAAGGCUCACUGACACUCCACCACUGGCAGCAGCUGGCCAAACCCCAUCUGGGCACCAUCCUGGACCCACACCCUGGGGUAGUGACUAAAGGUUUUCGCCCACUGGCUCAGGACGCUGUGUACCACCUGUCUGACAUGGAGGAGGAUGAAGAGAACGAAGAGCACAGAGGAAAUGCGGUCCAGGAGAAAGGAGCGGCAGAGCAGAGUAAGGAGGAGGAGGAUGAGGAGGAGGAAGGCGGGAUCACUUUUAAUGUGCGCUGCUCAUCUACACCAGAGGAGAGAAAGGACAGAAAGCAUGCGGCGUCGCCUCUCCCUGUCCCGCCUCUCUCCCCUGGCACUCGAGCUGCUUCCUCCUCCAUCAGGUCAGACUUCUGUCCUACACCCCUUCGUGCCACAGAGAAACCAGGCCAGCCACCUCAGCCCAUUCCAGGAGCCUCUGAAGCAGCGGUCCAAUCACAAAGCCAAACCCUGACAUCAGCAGCAGUAUCUUCUUCUGUCCAAAACCCAGGGAAGUGUCAGAGCUCCACCUUUUCCACCUACACCUUCACUACCUGCCGUAUUCUGCACCCCUGUGACAUCACGCAGGUCACACCAAGUUCUCAGUCAUCCCACUUGGCAAACACGCCUAGCUCCAUGAGGACGGGUCCCAGCACCCCCGUGACUCCCUGCAGACUCAGUCUGGGUGACUCCUUCCCCCCUCGACGGCUGCUUGCACCCCCCAGUGGCCUGGCCAAGCUGGUCCUAGAGAGGGGCAUCUCUGCACAAGUCUCCACCAACAACCCUCCUCCAUCCCUGAGGCCUGCACCCCGGCAGCCCCUGUUCCAUCUCAUGCCAAGCACACCCCCUAACUCCCCCACCCAUUCUCCUGCCCCCUCCCCAGUGCCUACGGAGCCCCGCCAGCACACAGCUGACAAUUUCCUGGCCUCGCGGCCCGCAGAGCUUUUUCUCCAAGAUGUUUAUGGGUUGAACCUGGGCCGUGCUCCACAUCCAGACCUACCAAGCCCCUCCCAAGAAACCCCAGCCCUCAUCUCAGCCGCCAAAUCAGGCAGAGCCAGGCCUGACCCGGCCAGCGUUGGCCUGGUGGAGAAGCUGCGGCAGCUGGGAUUCACCAAGGUGCUGCACGGCUCUGAGUCUGACGCUUCAGUGCCACGCCAGGAUUCCGCCACAUUCGUGUCAGCAGGUGGAGGGAGCCUGUUAGAUGGCCUGAGGCGCAACCAGAGCCUCCCGGCUAUGAUUGGCGCCCGGGCUGGGAAGUCAGCCGGUCACCCAGCACCUCCUCCUCACCCCACAACCCUGGCUCUUCCCCCAUCUCCAUGGGGAAACCUUAAAGAACGACGGCGGCAUCUUGCCUCCAUCUCCCACCCCCCGUCGAGAUCAGCCAAACGCUGAACUCUGCAGAACACGAAUCCCCUCCUUUAUACCGCCAUCGUGUCUCUCUUCCUUUCUGCCUUUGGAGGGAGAAGUCAGGGCCUUGAUGGGCAGAACAGUCCGUCCUUUUUGGGACUUUAUUUUAAAGCACAAUUUAAUGAAACAGACUGUUUUUAGCCACCCUGCAUUGUCUGUAUAUGUGGAUGUCUGCCAUGCUGAUAGUUAAUAAGGCCUUAGCUUGCCUCUGAGUGGGUCAUCCUCUUCUCAGUCUUGUAUUAAAUAGAUUCAGUAGUUCUCCUGUGAGGCUCUAGAUGUUUAGGCACAGUGAGAGGAGGGCAAGAAAGGAAAAUGUAGGUGUACGAGGGUUUGUGGAAGUGGAUUUAGAGAAAGCAGGGAGAAAGUGGUGUCACUGUUAAGUUCAGAAGACGGGGUUUCCGCCAGAGAAGUUUACAUGCGGGUUUCAAGCAGCCCAGAGCAGGAAGGAGGUCAUUUAAUGUUGCGCUUGGCUUCUGUAAUCAUUUUCUCAUAAUUUUCAGAAAAUGGAUGUUGUUAGAAGUUUCUUUUGUGCUUUAACUUCUCGUGUAAAUCCUUAACAGACCGGUUAGCACACAUUAGCAGAAUGCUAGCAUUUUAUGGGCAAAAUCAGCUUCACUGUCAGAAAAACAUAACUGUGUUCGAUUUUCAGUUUGGACAUAUUAACGAUACUGUGUGCGAAAAUUGAAAUACAUAUGUACACAUUUUUUGUCUGUGAGCAGGUCCAAAUAAUUAUUUUAGCCAUUUAGCGCCAUUCAUUGAGGACUGUCUCAUGAGCACCCCCUGCUGCAGCCCCGGCUGAAUUGCAGGCAGUUUGUGUACUGUAGGAUUAAUAAGAAGUAGGCGUCGAGAGUGCUCCUGCUUUUAUAAGCUGUAAUCAUGCUUAGCAUCAUUAGCAUAUAAUAAAAAGCCUAGAGGUUCCGUUAUUAGCGGACGUAGGUGGAUGGAUACCAACUAGAAAGUAAGCAUAUUAAUACCUAACAGUAACAGCAGGCUAAUAACAUAUUAGCUAAAUUAACAGUUUGUAUCAAAAACAGAAAUAUCUGGUGCUUAGGGGGCUGUAAUAAACUGGCGGAAACCCUGAAAGAAAGAAAGAACGACGGGGAUGAGAGAGGGACUAAGAGGGGGGCUGAGCGUCUGGGGUCUUGCUGUUUCAAGGGCUUGUCAGUUACAGGACUGCGUCCUGCUAGCUCAUAACACAGCGAAAGCUUUCUGGCCUUCAGAGAAGAGUACAGGUGAUUUAACUCAACACUUGAGGACAAGCUUGGAGACUUUAAGCGUUAGCUGAUUUAGCAGUCAGACCAUGCCUCUAAACAUGUCAGUAUUAUGAAUAUUGUAACAGUUUUUACAGUGUUGCAUGGAUGUCUGGUGACCGUCCAUGUGCCGUGCCCAAGCGCCUGCAUGAACACCACCUUGCCUACUGGUCCCAGCAUGCACCUGUUGGCAGACAGGUGGGAUGAAGGUGAGGUCAGAACUAAAUGGGAUGCCAAGCAAAAAAACCACAAAAAAAAAACACAAUAGGGCCAAUAUUUUCCUUCAGGUCUUUGUGCUUUUUUCUUUUGUUUUUUAAUGGUAUGAGGCCUUAUGUGGAAGCCAGCACAGCUCUGAUUUGAGUUCUUUUUAAGCUGUUUGGAUAUGAGUUGCACUUAGUGGGAAGUAGAGGUUUGAGGAUCACUGCUUGGUUUGCUCAGAGAUGUUCAGGUUUGUCUGUAAAAAAGGGGGAAAAAACAGUGACUCAUUAUUUUAGCUGUUAGUCACAUCCAGGUUCUUAUGAGUGGUUGUUUGCUUUAAAAAAUGUCUUUAAAAUGUGUCUCCUUUAUCUCAUGGAUGUAUACAGUUUGCAUAUUGGCCAGCAGGUGGGGGUGUUCUUGUAGGAAAACAUCUGACAUUCUCUACACGUGGCACAUUAAAGCAUUAAAAAUGAGGAUACAUAGAGCUUUGUGCUUUAUCCCUGUGACCCUUCAGUACUGCUGUUCCUAGUCAGACCCCCCCCCCCCCCCCCCCCCCCCAUUAACUGCACUUUUACUUUUUGUAUUUAACCUUUAUUCUAUUGACAACAGUCUUUAGUAUAUAAAAAAAAAGGACUGAGACAUUUAGCAUAAUUGUGAAUGUUGUAACAAUGUCAGCUAACAUUUUGUCAAAGAUUUUAAUGCAAGUAGCGUUUUGUUCUUUUUACAUGAAGGGAAUCCGAGCUACCAGUUAUUUUUACUUUGAAUAUUCUAACUUAUACGUGUGUUUGUGAUGCAGUUAGCAGCUAAUUAACAGAAAUGCUUUAGCUGAAUGUUUAGUGUGAGUGUAGGACUGCAGAGGAAGGAGGGCACAUUCAGACUGUUCAGGAAUUUAGAUUACUUGCAUCCCUAUGAAGCAGGAGGUUCUCUGGCUAAAAUAGAAAAUGUCCUGUGAUUUCUUCAUGUCUCCCCUCUGAGAUCAUGGCUAUUAUUUAAUUCUUAUUUUUUUUUAAAUAAAUGAUUAAAAACAAAA
Molecule: messenger RNA, 5802 nt
Organism: Archocentrus centrarchus (flier cichlid)
Lineage: Eukaryota; Metazoa; Chordata; Actinopteri; Cichliformes; Cichlidae
Gene: trak2
Product: trafficking protein, kinesin binding 2
Exons: 17
Coding region: 277-3309 (1010 amino acids)
Biological process (GO): vesicle transport along microtubule; protein targeting; anterograde axonal transport of mitochondrion
Cellular component (GO): cytoplasmic vesicle; dendrite; mitochondrion
Molecular function (GO): GABA receptor binding; myosin binding
Source: RefSeq, a predicted model, not a curated record